Messenger RNA from Aquila chrysaetos chrysaetos, 10869 nucleotides. RefSeq names its product StAR related lipid transfer domain containing 8 (gene STARD8). NCBI's taxonomy places the organism in Eukaryota, Metazoa, Chordata, Aves, Accipitriformes, Accipitridae. The coding region runs from base 5276 to 8992 and encodes 1238 amino acids. The record is from RefSeq and is a predicted model, not a curated record. Gene Ontology annotation, molecular function: lipid binding; GTPase activator activity. The transcript is spliced from 17 exons. Gene Ontology annotation, biological process: actin cytoskeleton organization; regulation of Rho protein signal transduction; signal transduction.
AUCUGAAAGAUAAUUGGAGUAACGUUUAAUUGAUCCAGUAUGUUCUUGAAAAGAAGGAAAAUUAUUUUUAAGAAGAAUUAAAAUCCCAGCUUUUUCCUUGCUUGUUUUUGACUUGGAUAUAAGUCUCAUGAUGGUUUGUUCUGUAUCAUUGCUCUUGACUUACACAAGAGAGAAGAAAAUUAUUUUCAUAUUAACUAGAUCUACUGUUCAAUUGGUCACCAAAGUUUUUAGUUGAGAAGUGUUUUUAAUCUGAAAUGAUAGGCAGAAAUACACUGGUUGUAUGGUGAAGGUGUGAUUUUUUUUUUUUUUUUUUUUUUGGUUGGUUGGUUUUUGACUCAUGGCAAUCCUUUAGUAUGGAUUUAGUAUGAUAGCCAUCAUCUUCUAAAGCUGUAAAAUCUUUAGCUGGGUUUAUAUCACUUGCCCUAAGGUUUUAGCUGGCAGGAUGCAGGUAGGGAACUAGAUUUUCUGAGUUUUCACGCCUCCAGUUGAAUAAAGUUACAUGUCUUAUGUACGCAGGUUUUUUUUAAUCGUUUCCUCUAGCAGAGUAGAGGAUGUUAAUGUCCUCGGCCGGGAAUUCUAGUUGCUGUAGCUCAUUGCCUGAUUUGCCUUGCCUCUCUCAGCUUUCUGUCGUGUGAGAUGUGCUUGAUGCCAAUAUGCUUAAAAGGACACAGUAUAUCUUGUAAAAAAUAAUUUUCCCACUACAAUCUUAUAAUUGGCUUUGGAAGAGCUUUACUAGGAGUGGCUUGGCCUUUCAACUUGAAGAUGAAAACCUAUUGAAAAAUAUAGCCCUUCUUAUGAGUAGAAUAUAAUUGCUUGGAAAGGCAGAAAGAGCAAGCGAUGAGCACCAGUAGAAAUGAGCAUCAGAUUGAUUGAUUGAAGAUUAACUGUCUUAUGUGACUUCAAAAAAUUAAGAAGCCAAAACUGGAAUUUGUUCCUCAGCCAAACUUUGAUGUUCUGUAGAGCCACUGCUUUUAUUGAAUUGGCUUGCCCCUCAGCAAACAGGUGGUUCCCAAAGCAAACUAGAUAUAGGCACAUUAAAGCAUGAUUGAAAAAUUUCAGGUUUAGGCAAGUGAAAUACCUCAAGCUUAUUUGAUAUUUGCAGACUGCCCAGAAUUCCUGUUGAUUAUAGUCCUUUAAAAUGAUGGUAUUACAUGAGAGCGCUCAGAGUGCCUGUUCAUUGAAUGGUACUUCAUCUUGUUCAGCCAGUUAGAGAAUGCAUUCCUCCAAAAAUGCAUGCAGGUAAGUAAUCCUUAUAACCACAACAUAUAUUUUUAAUUUGUUGUGAAAAGGUAUGUGAUAACUCAAUUGUCAUGCUUUCUAAGGGGAAAAAGUCUCUUCCUUCUUGUUUAAAGCUGGCUGAGGGAAGGAGAAAAGCAGAUGUCUUGCCUUUAAUGAAGUGUUUUAACUUUUCUGUAGAGAAAGUGGAUGAUUUUCUGAUGCGUAAACCGGGCUUUCUUUCCUACUAAGAUUUUUUUAAUACUGUUUAUCAGCUGAAGUUGUAUGUGUUUGAAUCUGAAUUUAAUUUUGAUCUAUUUAAUACCAAUGAAAAGGAAAAGAAUUUAUUUGUUUUAACUUUAUAAAUUAAAACACACUGAAAGGCAUUUGGGCAAUCUUACGUGUGGUUUAAAAGUACUGUGCAGGCUUUACUUCAGGUUAGUGGUAAGGAAUGGCCUGUCCCGCAGUAGCUCCCCGGGCCUGGCUGCGGGGCUGGGAGGCAGCACCUUCGGCUGGCAGAGCCUCUCUUAAAGCUCGGAGGGACUCCGAAGGGAUCCUGCCAAUACUUGGACAUAAAAAGGCAUUUUAUAUGGCCUGGAAUGCUUUUAAACAUUUGAUUUGUGUUUCUGUGCAUCAGUGAGUUAAUAGAUGUUGGUAGAAGCACCAGGCUGAGGUAUAAAUCCUUUUCCCUCUGCUAGAAGAACAUUGCUGCUAUUGCAGAUACACAACAAUAUUUGAUGUUCUUAUGUCCUAGGCAGUUGUGCUAGUGUUAUCUUGGGACAAGGACCAGAGCAAGCAUUUGGUCUGUGUAUGCUGGGCCGUUUGUUGUCCUAUGCCGGGCGGUGCUGUAGGGGAGCAACACUUCUGUGUUCUGGGGAGGGAAAGAAAGCCCUGAAGUUCUUGUUACAGGUCCAUGAGAGAGAUGCCCAUGGGCCAGUAAGGCACACUGAGGUUCUGCAAGGACGAGACACCAAAGGGGAGCUGCCUGUUGGUAACAGCAGCAGGACGGAAGGGUGGAAGCCUCCCCAAGUCCCUGCCCAGCGCUUCUCCCUGGCCCAACACCGAGCGCUCCGUACCCCAGAGCAGGACACGUCAGGCACGUGUGCCAGAGCCCAUCGAAGCUGGACCAUGACAUCAGUUUGCUCGUGCUUAAAGCUUCCCUGUGCUCCCAUCUGGUCCUGGAUUCUGCUAAGGGGAAUGAACAGCUCUGCUGGCUUACCCUUAAACUGGUAUUCAUGCAGGCAGCCCCUCUCUCUUGUUGCCUGCAGCUUUAGGGGAGGAAGGUCUUGGUAACCCCCUAAUUAACACAAGCCUGCCCAAGCGGUGCUUACUGGGACUGAGUGUGCCGUGAUUAAAAUACGAAGGGACUAAAUAAGGCAUGGGUAAAGAGGGAGCAGAAACUUGGUAGGAAGGUGGCCUAAUAAGUGGAUGGCAAUUAAAAACCAUCACUGACCAGUACUGGAAUUUGAGGCAAUCACCUGAAGCACAUCCAUGCCCUUGCAGUGUGCCGUGGGGUGACAGCGGGGACUCUCUUGCACCAGCCUGGCACCUUGGCUGAGGAGCCUUCUCAUGAAGGAGGUGGCAGCAGGGACAUGGCUAAGGGUGCUCCAGGGCCCUCAGUUGUUGGGCUGGAGAAGGCCAAAAUGUCCCGGUGGUCACAAGAGGGCGGCAUGACCUUGCAGUCCCUCAGAGCUUGGCUUUUUUCUCUCUUUUUCUCCCCUUGGUUUUUUCUGUUCCAUCGGAGGGGAGCUAGGAUGCAGCAGCCUGUUGUUUUGUGUCCUGUUGAGGCUGCUUGCAGGCAGCCUUGGGGAGGUGAGUUCUGAGCUUCCAACCGUGGCUGUCACCGACGACGUGGGAGGAGGCUCGUACCGUUGUGCCUGACCUACUCAUGCUAUAGGGUCUCUGCAUUUUCUGUAAUAUUUAUGCAAUUUUGAGCAAGAAGAUUACUUUCAUUCAACAAGGAGCAUUUUUUUUAAAAAGCCUAUUUACUAUGGCAGUGGGGAAAUGAUUAAGCAUGUCUUUUAUCCUCCCCAAGAUGAUAAUGAUCAAGAUACAAAUUAGAGUAAGUUCACUUAGAGUUGUGCAUAGGAAAUCAUUAAGACUUUCUGGAUUAUUUCCAUCUAUUAGUCAAUUAAUGUGUUUAUGCUCUGAAGCGUACCAUCCUCUUGCACUUCUGCAUAUCAUGGAGCAAUUGCUCAAUGCAAUUUCUUUAACCCUUGCCCAAGUUAUUGGUGGGUGGAAAGCUGAGCAGAUUUUAAGGUUUUGUACAGUCAGAGUCACGGCUUACUAGAGGCUUAACAUUUUAAAAUUGGUCUUACAUAAGUGCAUAGCAAAUUUUAAGACAGUCUUGCUUUUGGAGUGAUGCUAAUGUAAUCUAAGUAGCUUGCCUUGCACAUUAGUAAAAGAGAUGUUAUCAAGGGUCACAAAAGGGUCAAAAAACUUGACCUUUUUGCAGAAGCGGUGUUUUGCAGUCUGUUUAGCUUUGCUCUUGGAAGCAAAAUUGUUGCACCUGAAAGAACUGGUCUGAGACCAUCCUGGUUUGUCAGCAGUUUGCACGUUGUCCAUUGCUGACACUUACUGAGCAGAUGGGUUGUUGCUUCCUCCUCCUUUUGAUAGUCUGCGUGAAGUUCCCUGUCAUUGGUGUAAGGGGGAGGACACUUAGCAAAAAGGAGAGAGUACUUAAACACAAGUGCAGACUGACUAGUAAUGAGGGACUUAAAAAUACUAAGAUUUGCCGGUGACUACAGUGAUGUGUUUUCUGUGGGUUUUGGGUUUAUUUUCUGGAAAGUUUGUGUAUCAUUAACGUUUGUCAAAAUUAACUUUUUUUGCAAGGUUACUAUAGACAAAAUUACUUCACUCUUUAAUGUAAUCUUUCAGAAUUGUAAGUAAUUUAAAGUCAGAAAAUCCCAUUUGUUAAUCAGACUCUUCUGAGUACACCUCUUCAGUCGAUCAGAUAAUCUGAAAUGUUGCCCUCCCUCACCCAUGUUCCUUUUCCAGCCCUCCGCUGGGAGGGAGCAACCUUUGCUUUCUCACGCCCAAAGGUCCCGGCGUAAGAGGGACCUGCCCUCUUCCCGUGCUGCGGGGAUACAGGUGCACUGUGCACCUUCCUCCUCACACGCAAACUGCAGCAGAGGGGGAAAACUGAGGCAGCCCAAGCCCCUCGCCCCUGGACCACCCUGCUUGGCCAGGGAAGGCUGAGCCCACCUGCAGGGUGCUGUGCAGCUGGGCUGCCCCGGGAAGGAGGAGGAGACCCCAGCUCUGCUGCAGGGAAGGGGGGGAUCUUCCACCAGCAAAAGGCACUUGAUGCAGCCGGGCUGAGCAGGGCUGGAACAUCCUACCUCCCUCAGCUUGACAGCCGCAACCGGGUAGUAGUGCCCAGGCAGCGCAGGGUGGCAAGUGAAGUCCCUUAGCAGCAGCUCUGGGGUACCUUCUGCACCCCCAGAAGCUGGAGGCUGCAGUUUUACCAACACAUUGUUUAAGAUUUUGUUUCUUUGUUUUGUUGUGGGUUUUUUCGCUUCCAACUAAUGUGUCCAAAUGUUCUGAAAUGCAAAUUCACGGUGCAGAAAUGAAGGGUGGUGGGUUUUGUUUUGCUUUCCUCUCUAGAGAGACAAGCCCUUGCUCUCAGACAGGGCCAGCUCACAACCUGGGGAAAGUUGAAAGGCUGCACUCUGAACCCUCCCAUGGGAAAGCAGUGGGGCCGGGAUCCCUGGGCUCUCCAGGCUGGCAGGAGCAGACACAGCUGAAAUCCUCUCUUGAGACGCUGGUGCUGGGGGGGUCUGUGCUUGCCAUGUGCCUGGGGAUAGGUGACUGAUGAAAUGGCUGCAGAGGCUGGAAGUCAAGUCGGAGACUGCUAAAUCUUCAUGUCAUUCAUACUCAGCCCAGAGGCAAGGCUGUGAGCCCGGACUGUGCGUGCAGAGGUUUUGCUCUUUGGGGUGCUCGCUUGCCCUGGGAGCGUGGCGGGGUGAGCCUUUCUGCAGGCAGCAAGGGGAGCUGGCCGGGGCAUGCUGCAGUGAGCAAAGCAGUUUUCCCUGUAUUGGGCGGUGGUUUCUGUCCAUGGACAAUGGAGGCAAGGAGUGUUGAAUGCCGAGCAAAGCCACCUCCAUCUCCAGGCCAGUGGGAUGAGCUUCUGACCUGGCGCUCUUCAGUUGAUGAGGAAGGUGUCUAUGGCUUCUUCUGUCCAACAAGCAGCGAGCGCAGUCCUGAGGAUGAGCCUGACUAUGCUUCGAUAGACAAUGACUCCUUGUGCUCUCUGGGUGGAUCUUUCCCCAGGAGAACCUGGGGGCACCAUCCAAGGUUUAUCAGCCUCGUGGAGAAUUGUGCAGGGCACAGAGGGGAUGCUCCAAGCAAGAGUAAAUUUUUCAGCAGUGGUGAAGCAUUGGCCUUUGAUGAACUUUCUCAGACAAAGCAUGGGUAUGUGCUCGAGCAGAGUGAAGCACAUCCAGUGCAGCAGCUCAAGGUUCUCCGGGCAGACCUGGGGAGAGACCACAACAUCCCAGACUGGGAGGAAGAUGAGGAUAAUGCCUUGUCUCUGUCUCCUGGGGAAAUGAAGACAUGGCCCAACUGGCUGUGUUUCACGUUGCUGGAAGAUAAAAAAGAUGCAGAAAUCGAAGCCAAGAAAGCUUGUGACUGGCUGCGAGCGGCGGGAUUCCCUCAGUAUGCCCAGCUUUACGAAGACUCGUUGUUCCCUCUCGACAUCAGCGCUGUGAAGAAGGACCACAGCUUCCUGGACCAGGACUCCCUCAAAUCCCUGUGCAGGAGGCUGAUGACCCUGAACACAUGUGCCUCCAUGAAGCUGGAAGUUCACUUUCAGCGUAAACAGAAUGAAGACUCCGAGGAGGAAGACCUGUGUGCCAUCAGUGACCGGUGGGCUUUUCAGAGGGACAGCAAGAGGUGGUCCCGGGUGGGGUCGGUCGACGUCCUCUCCCAGGGCUCUGAGGUCCUGAGCUCCACCAUGCGGCUGGCGUCCAGCCAUGAGAGCGUCCUCACGGAUCUCAGCACCAACCCAGAGGCCGCGUCCCUGCACAGCGCGGGCAGCACUGGCGGCACGCUGGGCAUCGGGGCCGCGCCGCCCGACCCCCCGUCCCCCAUCCGUGCCGCCACCGCCACCAUCGCCGCCUCCAGCCGCAGCUUGAGUGAGCGCUCCUUGCCAGAGCAGCCCUCGAGCCGCAGUGAGGGCUCCAAGGAGAAGCCGAAGAAGCGACGGUCUCGCAGCUUCCUGAAGAGGAUCGAGUCCCUCCGAAGGAAGGACAAAGAGAAAGCCAGCCCAGAAGAGAAGGUGGCCCCACACGGCAGCAUUGCAGCCACUCCAGGAUGGGGCUCCCUGAAGAGUAACGGGGACCUUGCAGCCACCAAGGGCAACUCCUCUAAAAGAGGGAUAUCCGCCUCUUUCCAUGGCAAAAAACACUUCUUCUCGGUAUCGUACAGGACUAACCGCCUGCUAGGGUCAGGUGGGAGCAAGGUGAGCUCUAACCCAAAACGCAGCGGAGUCUACCUGGAGGACUAUGAAACGGCCGUCACAGGCGGGGGCGACUGGGCUGCUGGAGAGUGCCAGCACCGGCAGGCGCGCCGGGGGGACUGCUUGGUCUACAUCCCCCGGGACCACAAGCCGGGCACCUUCCCCAAAUCCCUCUCCAUCGAGAGCUUGUGUCCCUUGGGCAGCAGCUCCCUGACCCACUGGAAAUCGGGGAACGCACCCGUCGGGCUGGUGGGAGGCGGCGGGGGCGGCAGCAGCAGCAGCGUGGAGGGCUCGUCCUCCCCGCGGGGCUUCGCCUGCCGCCCCCGGCGGGGCUCCUGCAGCUCCCUGGGCAGCCGGGUCAGCGUGUACGACAACGUGCCGGAGUUCGGCAGCAGCGAGGAUUUCUGCAAGGAUGGGGAGGUGACUUACGAGAACCUCGACGACAUACUGCAGCACAUGUGGGGGCUGCAGCAGAAGGUGGAGCUCUGGUAUAAAGCCAUCUCCCCCGACCUGGCUGGGGAGGAGGGGGGCGAGGAGGAGGAAGAGGAGGAGGAGGAGUCGGACUCGGGAGGGGAACCCUCCAACCUGCACUUUGAAGAGCGGUCCAUGUCAGAUGUCGGCACCUCUGCUAGCGACUUUGACAGCACGGGCAACUCCCUCAACGAGGCCGAAGAGACCGAGAUGCGGGAGCGCCGGGACUCGGGGGUGGGAGCAUCGCUCACCAGGCCCUGCAGAAAGCUGCGUUGGCACAGUUUCCAGAACUCGCACCGGCCCAGCCUGAACUCUGCCUCCCUGGAGAUCAACCGCCAGUCCUCUGCCCAGCUCAACCUGCUCCAGAAGUGCUCCCUGCUCCGUCUCACGGCUAUCAUGGAGAAGUACUCUGUGCCCCACAAGCAAGCCUGGACUUGGACUGUGCCCAAGUUCAUGAAGCGGAGUAAAGUCCCCGACUACAGGGACAAGAUGGUCUUCGGGGUGCCGCCCAUCAUCAACGUGAAGCGGACGGGGCAGCCCCUGCCGCAGAGCAUCCAGCAGGCAAUGCGCUACAUCCGCAGCCAGUGCCUGGACCAGGUUGGCAUUUUCCGAAAGUCGGGGGUGAAGUCCCGGAUUCAGGCGCUCCGGCACAUGAACGAAACCAGCCCCGACAACGUCAACUACGACGGGCAGUCGGCGUAUGAUGUGGCUGACCUGCUGAAGCAGUAUUUCCGUGACCUGCCAGAGCCCAUCUUCACCAGCAAGCUGACGGACACCUUCCUGCAGAUCUACCAGUUCGUGUCGAAGGAGCAGCGGCUGCAGGCGGUGCAGGCGGCCGUUAUCCUCAUGCCGGAUGAGAACCGGGAGGUGCUGCAGACCCUGCUCUACUUCCUGAGCGACAUUGCCUCCGCGGAGGAGAACCAGAUGACCGCCGGGAACCUGGCUGUGUGCCUGGCCCCCUCCAUCUUCCACCUCAACGUGUCCAAGAAGGAAAGCACCUCGCCAAGGGUGAUACAUAAGAGGGGCACCAUGGGGAAGCCUGACCAGAAGGACCUCAACGAGAACAUGGCUGCGACGCAGGGGCUCUCCCACAUGAUCACCGACUGCAAGAAGCUCUUCCAGGUCUCCCACGACAUCUUGCUGCAGCUGAGCAGCUCCUAUAUGGCAGCAGAUGCGUAUCCCCAUCCCCUGACUGACUUACUGUGUCAGGGGGAAAACAAGGAUUUACACUCCUACUUCGAGCAGAGUGUCCAGAACCUGCUCAAAGAGUCAUCAGAGAAAUUCAAGGGGUGGCUGAGCACGCCAGGACCCUUAAACACGGAGCUCUCCUGCAAAAAGGUUGGGGACGGGCACCCUCUGCGCUUGUGGAAGGUCUCCACGGAUGUCGAGGCUCCUCCUGCCAUGGUGCUGCACCGGGUGCUUCGGGAGCGUCACCUCUGGGACGAGGACCUAUUGCAGAGCAAAGUGGUGGAGGCCCUGGACAAGAACAUGGAGGUCUACCACUACGUCACGGACAGCAUGGCACCCCACCCGCGCAGGGACUGCGUGGUGCUCCGGCGCUGGUGCACGGACCUGCCACGGGGAGCCUGCCUGCUCAUCUCCAUCUCGGUGGAGCACGACAAGCUGCCGGUGGAGGGAGGUGUCAAAGCCAUCGUGCUGACGUCCCAGUACCUCAUCGAGCCCAGCGCCAUGGGCCGCUCCAAAGUGACCCACAUCUGCAGAGCUGACCUCAGGGGCCGGUCUCCUGAGUGGUACAACAAGGUCUUUGGCCACCUCUGCGCCAUGGAGCUGGCGAGGAUCCGAGACUCUUUCCCAGCCCUGACUCCCAAUGGCCCCGAGACGAAGAUCUGAGGUGCCAGGAAGAUGCUCUAUCCUGUCUGACGUGGACUUGCCGGUGGAUCCGGGCUGGGGCUCUCGGACCCGGCCAUGAAGGGGGAGGCAGAGGCUGGCGCGCUCACAGGCACAUAUUUAUAAGCAUCCUUUUACUCUGGGCUGGGCAGUCCUUGUCCCACCGUCCCGGUUGCUGCUUCAGCCACCUCUUGCUCAAGCGUGCUGCACAGCAGGUUGUCUGCGGAGGCGAAGCUGUGCAGCCCAUGGUCUCUGCAGGAAGGGUUGGUGAGCAGAGGGAAAGAGAGGGGCUGUGGGGGUGACCCCCAGGAAGGCAGCCUGUGAGCAGGGCUGGGAAGCAGCUGGCCCAGGUUGAGCUGGGUCCCCCCGUGCAAGCCAGGAGCAGCCAUGGGGAUGAAGGUGCAUGGAGCGAAGCAGGAAGGCAUAGGAGAAGUGAGCAGGGAGGACAGUGCCGUGUCCGUAGGUCGCAGCGCUGUGUCGGGAAGUGAAGGAUGGGCAGCGAGGGGUGGAUCGUGUGUGCGGUGUCACCUGCGGGGGAACAGCCAGGGAGUCACUGUGAGAACCUGUUUGUUAGUGGAAGAGGCUGCUGUUCUGGGAGGAGGGUGGCUACACAUAGAUAGGUAUGCCUCGAGCACCAGCCCUUAUCACAUGGCAGAAAGAACCUAUUGCACCUUUGGUGCUGAAUUUCAUAGGAGAAGAAAAAGCCCUCUAGUCCUGUGCCUUGCUCUUAGCUAAAAAAAAAAGUCCUCUCUUGUGCACUAGGCUUCAGUGGGAGCUGGAUGGACAGCAUUCCAAGCCAAGCCUGUCCCUCAAAACUAGCUUACCUGUCAUUUGGAGGGGGCAGGAUGGCCAGAGCCCCAGAGCAGCUGCCCUUGUAGUUGGCUACCAGCUAGGAAGGGGCACUGCCUCCCCAGAGCAGUUACAAGGAGACACCACAGGCAGGAUGGAGGGACACAGCCAGCACAGCAGCUCCCAAUUCCUUGCUGCUCUUGGGGUCCACACUACACUGCCCCAAAGAGGGGAGGAGGGCAGAGCAGCCUCACCAGCACCAGCUGCAGCACUCUGGGGCUGAAAGCUUUGGCCAAGGCAGUGUAAGCACACCAAAGGGCUGCGCUCAUGCCAACGAACAAGGGGACAAUGCUAGCAAAGCACGGUAGGUCAAGCUGGGCCCAGCACGUGCCAGCAGCUUGGGCCAGGCUCAGUCCCAUCCUGGCCUCAGCAGUAAGGUGGGGUGACAGGGAGGGGUGGCCUGGAUUUGCCCCUCUUUGGGCGGCUACAGGUGGCAGAGCCCAUGCUUCUCCUGGGUGCAGAGCUGCCUCCCUAAUGCUACUCCCUGCAGAGACAUCCGUUCCCCUUCCCAUCCCUCCCUUUGCUCCGUGGAGAAACUGUCCACCGUAGCUAACAGCACCCAGGAGCCGACCUGGUUUCUCCAUUCAGGCAGGGACCCAAGUUACCAGACAUCGUUCCAACUGGAAGGCAACACGACCCACACGUGGGAGCGAUUCCCAGUGUCAGUUUUGCCAUAACACGUCCUAGCUGUCUCUCUUUUGCUGAAAAAAAGGCAACUCAACCUGUAUUCUGUGUUUUUAUAUAUAUAUAUAUUUUAUAUAUAUAUAAAAAUAUAACUAACAUUUGGGGGAGUGAUUUUUCUCCUAAUAUUUUUUAAAAUUUCUUUUUUUCUAUCUAUAAAUACUUGUACAGUUGGAAUAUUAAUAUAUAACUCCGGCGGUAGAGCUAAGCGCCAGGUGAUGCUCACGUAAAAGACGUGUAUUUUGUAUUUAAGGGACUUUUGUUUUGUAUCAUACGCAACUGCAGCAGAUUGUUUGACUUGGAUCGGGGCUGCUCUUCCCAUCCGUGUAAUUAAUAAAGUACUAACGGUA